Molecule: messenger RNA, 2751 nt
Organism: Zygosaccharomyces rouxii
Lineage: Eukaryota; Fungi; Ascomycota; Saccharomycetes; Saccharomycetales; Saccharomycetaceae
Gene: HUL5
Product: ubiquitin-ubiquitin ligase HUL5
Exons: 1
Coding region: 1-2751 (916 amino acids)
Biological process (GO): protein polyubiquitination; ubiquitin-dependent protein catabolic process
Molecular function (GO): ubiquitin protein ligase activity
Source: RefSeq, a predicted model, not a curated record
AUGCUAAAUUUUACAGGCCACACAAGAAGGAGAAACAUUAAUUUGGGCAAUAGGUCUGCUACAACGAAGCAGGACCUACUAAUAAAAGCUAAACAGGAGAGAGAUAGAAGAGCACAAGAGAGACAGAAUGAAGGUGCCGUAAGAGUAAUACAGACCCAUUUGAGGAAAUAUAUUACUUGCGAUUAUGUUAUCAAGCACUGGAAUCAAGGGCUGACACCUAUGGAAGAGAAAGAACAGAUUAAACAUUUAGUACUGGCAUAUGGUCCUCGAAUUUAUGAGCACUUGAAUCCACCACAAGUCUUUGACAUUUUACAACGAUCACAACCUAUAUUAUCGUCCUAUCCUGGACUACUCGGUAACAUACAGUUGUGCAGAAUGUUGGGAAACUAUAAAGAUGAUACCCUUGUAGUAAUUACUUUGAGCGCUAUGAAUGCCAAAUUUAGGACUAAUAAAGAAUUUGUGGAGGGAUUGACCAGUUUUUUAAGACACACGAAAUCUUUAAGUGCUACCACUUGCAAUCCACUCUGUGAAGUUUUAAAUGUAUGGGGCUUAAACCGAACAGAAGAAUUACAACCAUUGUUUGAAUUAAACUCUAACGAAUUGACUUUUUACCGUCCACUUUUGGAAUUUUACCAAUGUUUGGGAUCUUUAAACAUUCUUCCGAAAAUUACCAAUCCCACAUCUAUUCUUCUAGAGAACCUGUCAUACAUUUAUGCCACCGGUUCUCGAUCUGACGAUCUAAUAUACUGCAUAGCAUCUUGCUUCAGAGAUAUAGUACACUCACCUGCUAAUCCUCAAUUACAAGAGUCAUUUUCAAAGCUCUACGAGAAAUCAUUUAUUGAUAAAUUGGCUAGAAUGGUAGAAGAGGAUCAACACGAGGAGAUUAAUCCUGGGACCAUUGUCUACUUUAUGCAAUCAGCUCCAGAGGAAAAUUUAAAGAAUUCAAUUUUAAUGACACUAUUAUCGAGGCCGCUUUUCUUCAAGAAAUUGUUUCAAGAUGUACAAAGGACGACGCUAGAUUUAAAUUCAUUACAUCUAUCUGCUUCCUAUUCCAUUUUCAUCAAAUUGUUAGAGAUGCACCUUAUGAUUUCUACUGAUCACGAACUUUUAUCGGAAAAUUCUGGAUUCACUAUACAACAACUGGUAACCUUUACUACUUAUUUGAAAGAUUUUGUGUUUGACUCAUUGUGGAACUCAGCCAAUGAUGUGAAAUCGGAGAUCGUUGAUGAAACUUUAUCACUUUUACACAAGAUAUAUUUACGAGAUUCACGUCUGCACUUCUGCUCCACUAAAGCUGAGCCUGACUAUUGGUCCAACAAGGAUCAAGAAUUUUUAAAUGUGGGUAUCUUCAAAUACAUCGAAGACUACGAAAGGCUCUAUAGAGAUUUUGCCGAAAGAAGGGAAGAAAUGUAUACCAAUGACGAGGAUCAAGCCGUUGUAGAUGAAAUGAGUUCGAUAAAGUUCAAAAUUUUGGAUCAAUUGAGUACAUCUUUCAAACAUACUGUCUCCACUCGUCAAUUUCGUAAAUUACAGAUAUUGAUUAGAGCACCAUUUUUCAUACCAUUCGAACAACGUGUGGACCUAUUUUACGCUUUUAUAUCCUUGGACAAACAAAGGUUAAUGUUGGAUGAAGAUAGUACGAUAAUGAACAUGUUUAUGCCUUGGGGUAUGCCCGGAAUGGGUAGACAAUCAGCUACUAUCUCCAGAGAACACAUGUUAGAAGAUGCAUGCAAUGCAUUCAACAGUAUAGGUGAAAGGUUUAAGGCAAAAUUAGCUGUCACAUUCGUGAAUGAGUUUGGACCUGAAGUUGGAAUUGAUGGCGGUGGUAUCACAAAAGAAUUUCUAACAAGUGUCAGCGAUGAAGGUUUCAACAGUGACAAAUAUGGAUUAUUCCAAUCUAAUGAUAAUUACGAACUGUACCCUUCCACUAGUGUUGAUUCACAACAACUAAGAUACUUGUGGUUCUUAGGUAAAGUUCUAGGUAAGUGUCUCUACGAUCACGUCUUGAUCGAUGUGACAUUUGCUGAUUUCUUUUUGAAGAAAUUAUUGAACUAUUCAACGAGAUUUACUUCGUCGAUUGAUGACAUGUGCAGUCUAGAUCCAACAUUAUAUUCCAACUUAGUAAAACUGUUAUCGAUGAGUGCAGAAGAAAUCGCUUCCCUCGAUUUAACUUUCGAAAUUACUACCGAUAAUGGACCUGUAGAAUUGAUACCAAACGGUUCCAAGACUAGAGUGCAAAAGGAAACAGUUUUGUAUUACAUCGUCAAAGUUUCCGAUUACAAAUUGAACCGCUCUCUUUUCAAACAGAUUUUUAACUUCCAUGGUGGUAUGAGUAUGAUUAUAGCACCACACUGGAUGGAAAUGUUUAACUCUGUUGAAUUACAGAUGUUAAUCUCAGGUAAGGGCAAAGAUGUUGAUUUGCAAGAUCUAAAGAAUAACACUGAAUAUGGUGGGUUUUCACAGACAGAUCCAACGAUAAGACAUUUCUGGCAAAUUUUGGAGGAAUUCGAGAGGGAGGAAAGAUUCAGUUUUAUCAAAUUCGUCACAUCUGUCCCCAGGGCUCCAUUACAGGGGUUUAAAUCCCUGGAACCAAAAUUCGGUAUUAGAAAUGCUGGUUCAGAACUCGAAAGACUACCCACUGCUUCUACGUGUGUCAAUCUAUUGAAAUUGCCUGAUUACCGAGACAAAGAACUGCUGAAAAAGAAACUGUUGUAUGCCAUAAAUUCUGGUGCUAGGUUUGAUCUUUCGUGA